Mycena indigotica is the source of this 1794-nucleotide messenger RNA. RefSeq lists its product as uncharacterized. Gene Ontology annotation, molecular function: chloride channel activity. The record is from RefSeq and is a predicted model, not a curated record. Lineage: Eukaryota; Fungi; Basidiomycota; Agaricomycetes; Agaricales; Mycenaceae. Bases 1 to 1794 code for a protein of 597 amino acids. The transcript has 7 exons.
AUGAAUGCCUCAAUUCCCAAAACUCCACGCACUGAGACCUUCACCCACAAAGGCUUCCGGGCCGCGGGUGAUGCAACCGCUUCCCGUCGCCGACCAGGCGCCUCUUUCGUGAAUGCUCUGUUGGCAACGGCUCUUUUUCGGUGCUGGCAUAUCCUGCUCUUUUUCGCAGCGUGGUCGACAUGCAUUACGGUGCUUGACGAUCACCACUUCAAAGUCCGGAUUCCUCUCACCCUACUAACAGUGCAAGUGUCGAGCUCGACUGUUUCUGAACCUUCUAAUCGGAUACUAGUGUUGGUACCGUGUUGGGUUUCGUUAUCUCAUACCGGACGACUGCCUCUUUUGAACGCUAUAAUGAGGGCAGACGUUUGUGGUCACAAAUUAUCCUUGCGUCUAGGACGUUUGCUCGAACCACAUGGUUCCAUAUACCGGGUAACUACACUUGAACUCUUUUCAAAUUCUACCUCAUAUGUUCCAGACCAAGCCCCAGUGGGUGGACUCGAUGCAGCAACCAUGAAAUCGCGAGGAAUGGUGGAAAAGAAGACUGUGAUCAAUCUGGUCGAGGCUUUUGCAGUGGCUGUAAAGCACUAUCUGCGGGGUGAGGAUGGCAUUUACUACCAGGAUUUAUAUUACCUGGUCAAAUUCUUACCGGCCUAUGCGUUACCGCCAGGGAUACCCUCAAACGCGGACUUGACCAAUAUGGAUGGUGAUGGCAACCUUUCCCCGCGUUCUCGCCCCUCCAAUGCCUCUGGACCCCCUCCGCAGUCAAGCUCUCUGCUGUAUCAGAGAAAUGGACCUGCCUCUUCAAUGUCCGCUCCACAUCUUCCUCUGCCAGUUUCCACUCCGGAACGCGGAACUCGUCGCAUCAGCUUCUCUCAUGGAAAUGCUCAAACGCCUAAUAGUGUCCUCCAAGGCCGUCCUGGUCUGCCACCGCCACUUACUAUAUCGCCUCCCACACGCAGGAACUCCCUCGACGAAAAACGCAGUACCGAGCUUCGGAGCGUGACCAGUAUUCGCUCUAUGCGAUCUCCAGUGCCUGGAGAGCCCCAAAAAAUCAUCCUUGCGCGUGCGGAUGAGUCAUACCUCCUUCCAGCAUCGAUGCCCCCGAAAUACCACAUUUUCGACCUGUUUCCGUUCUCUCUCCUCGUUCGCAGUUUAACGAAGCGAGGCAAGGAACUCAAAGGAAAGAAAGCAGCCCGUCUUCGAGCCAAAAUCAUGCGGGAGAAGGAGAAGGGAAGCCACAAUUUACCAUUAGAAAUCAGUUUGUAUCUGAGUUCGUAUAUCUCUGCUUUGCAGGUCAGGAAACAGAUGGAUGUGCCAACCACUAACACAUUGUUGGCGGCGCUCAACCAGCUGGUCGACGCACUUACAGGGCUUGAACGUAUUCUGACAACUCCAGUGCCGUAUUCGUACUCUAUCCAUCUGUGGCUCGUCGCAACGCUAUAUUGUCUGGCCCUUCCUUCACAAAUCGUCUCCGCCAUGGGCUGGAUCACGAUCCCAGCUACAAGUCUUCUAGCUUUCGUCUUCUUUGGAUUCCUAGUUGCCGGCGAAGAGAUUGAGAACCCCUUCGGGUAUGACAAAAACGACCUCAACCUGGACCAUUUCACCAACAACAUCAUACGGACCGAGUUGCGGGCGAUCACCAGUGCUGCUGCGCCAGACCCGGACCGUUGGAUAUUUGCGGCCGAGAACGACAUGCUGUUUUCUACGGAUGUCCACCAUGAUGAACGGGUUGGGCCAGAGACGUGGGUCAGGCGAGGGACUCCAGCAAUCUUAGGCGCGUUGAGCAUGGUCUAG